Closterium sp. NIES-65 is the source of this 1581-nucleotide messenger RNA. Lineage: Eukaryota; Viridiplantae; Streptophyta; Zygnematophyceae; Desmidiales; Closteriaceae. The record is from the annotation of a GenBank genome assembly.
AUGGCGAGGCAAGCGCGAGUGGCGGCGACAAGAGAGGCGCUCGCUGGGAGAAUCGGCGCGCAAUCAAUCGGUGGGCGAAGCUCGCAAUCGGUCGCAGGACGAACCUUGAAGUCGCCAGGUGGAGCACACGCGAAGGCGACGGGGAAGAGAAAGGGAGGAGACAUUAUUGCGGACCCGAACACGCUCGGCGGAAGUUUGGAAUUCGAGGAUCUUCCCGAUUUCGCCGCCGCUGUCGCGGCGAACGAGCCGUGCGCUGUCGUCCCGUCGCGCGCUGAUCGCGCCGCGUCUCCUGCUGACCUGCUCGUUCCGUCGUCACCGUCCGUGCCGAUACGACCUGCCGCUUCCUUGGAAACCGCUCCUGCAUUUCCAGCUGCGCCCGGCCGUCCGUCACUCUCCCUCGCUCCCGACCUCGACGGCCCAUGCGGUUACGCUAUUCAUUCUUCGCUACCCGGAAACCGCGACGAUGCGACUUCCGCAGUCUUAUUCCCGCCUGUUCCGCGUAUCCCUGCUGCGGUUUCAUCCCUCGCCGUUCCUUCCGCUGUGCCUUCCGCCGUGCCUUCUGCUGCUGCGAGUAUUCCCCCGACAGUCGAUCCGAAGCGAAGGAGGUUGCUUCGCAACAGAGUCAGUGCUCAACAAGCUAGAGAGAAGAAGAAGUACUACAUUAACCCAGUCGGUAUGGCGGCAACAGGCGUCGCCGUCAGUCGCUUCGCGGCCACGUACCCUGGCAAAGCAUUCCCAAUGGACUCAAUAAGAUCUUCCUCGCGAAUUCAUCUCACACCUCCUAGAACCACCUCGCGAGCUCUCUUACUAGGACCGCAAGCCAGCGUGGUCGACGGCGUGGCGAACCGAGCCUCUUUUUUAGCUAGCAAGGCCGCAUUCUCUGGCGGGUUUUCUGCCGAUGUUGGCGGAACAGCGACGCUGAGGGUGUCAGGCGGGCGGCGGAGCGUCAUCCGCGCGUCCGGAGGGGAACCGGGAGGCGCGGGGAAAAGCGCAGGGGGGAAGGCCGAGGAGCGCGCGGGGCCCACGGCGGAAACCUCCCCGCUGGUGCGCUUCGCGUGGUAUGCGUCAGAGGCGUUCGGGAAGGCUGUGGCGGCGGUGCGCAGGGGAGAGGCGGAAGGCGGAAAGGGGAAGGGCGCAACGGUGGAAGGGGAGCCGGCGGUGGUUGAGCGCGACGCGGCUAUUAAAGCACUGAGAGAAGACUAUGACAAGUCGUACUUCGUGACAGGCGAGAUGACCAUGUGGUUGUACGAACCAGAUUGCGAGUUCGCUGACCCCUUUGUGUCGUUCAACGGCCGAGAUCGCUUCAAGCAGAACGUGUCCAACCUCGGGUCGUUCAUGGAGGAAGUUUCCUUGAAGAUUCUCGACUGGCAGGAGUCAGAGGGUACUGUUACCACCAAGUGGAGAUUCAGCUGCGUAUUGGGCCUGCCAUGGCGACCCAUUCUUGCUGCAUCUGGUUCGACAGACCAUUUCUUCAGCGAAUCAACAGGAAAAAUAUACAAGCAUGUGGAGCGGUGGGACAUUUCCCCUGCGGAUGGUGUCAAGCAGUUGCUCAAGCCAAACCCUAAACUCAGAAAGCGCUAG